UUCGACGUUAUGACGUCAUAAUUCAGCCCAUAGAUACAAGAAUAACCAUAUUACUGCGUUACGUUAUUAAAUAUAUCGCACAAUUCGCCCAAUAUGAAGUAUUUAAAGAAAUUACCUAAAAAAUCAUCGAAUAAAUCUAGUGCGCCAGAGCCAAUGGAAGUUGACUCAAGUCCCAGCGUGUCCGCACCUCCAUGCAUUCCAGCUCCAUGCAUUCCAGGAACAUCGACAGGGGGGAUAACUGGAAGAGAUACGAGACAGGAAGAGUCGAUGGAAGUGGUUCCGGAAAUGAUUGACGUAAAUGAAAAAAUGGAAUGCGAACAUGCUGUUAGAGGAAAGAAGAGGAAGUGUAAGGAAGCUGACAAAGAUUGUCCUCCACUGAAGCGAAAAAGAAAGGAAAGGGGGACCAAAAGGAAAAGCAGAUGGCAUGAUGGUGCUCUGAGAAAGAGAGUAAAGCUCACCUACAGCGCAUAAGUAUAUGGAAUCGGGCAGGGUUGACAGGGCGUGCCCAAAUUUCCCGUGAGGUAAUUAAGAGGAAGCACAUCU
Messenger RNA from Ruditapes philippinarum (Manila clam), 543 nucleotides. RefSeq lists its product as uncharacterized. The coding region runs from base 94 to 471 and encodes 125 amino acids. The record is from RefSeq and is a predicted model, not a curated record. Lineage: Eukaryota; Metazoa; Mollusca; Bivalvia; Venerida; Veneridae. The transcript has 3 exons.